Molecule: messenger RNA, 1073 nt
Organism: Zingiber officinale
Lineage: Eukaryota; Viridiplantae; Streptophyta; Magnoliopsida; Zingiberales; Zingiberaceae
Product: 60S acidic ribosomal protein P2B-like
Exons: 6
Coding region: 344-697 (117 amino acids)
Biological process (GO): cytoplasmic translational elongation
Cellular component (GO): cytosolic large ribosomal subunit; ribosome
Molecular function (GO): structural constituent of ribosome
Source: RefSeq, a predicted model, not a curated record
UCUUGUUUUCGUUUCUUGUGUUUAUUUCUGCUGCGCUAACCUAAUUCGUAGGAAGAAACGAGAAUUUGGGGUCGGCUAUUCACACCCCCCCCCCCCACUCUAGCCGCGAUCAUCGAUCCUAACAGUUCCAAGGCCAAGACCAACUUUCCCCUAGCCGCCGCCGCCGCUGCGUCUCCCACCCCUACUCCUGCAUUCCGCUGCCCUCCCUCCGCUGACCCAACCCUAGGGUUUUGAUAAGAUACAAAUUGGAAUUAAGCCGACCCACCUCAUUCUACGCACUCAUCACCGAGAGGUCCGAGACCUUGCAACAGCGGCAUCGUCGUCUGCAAAUCUCGAAGCGAAGAUGAAAAUUGUGGCGGCUUAUCUCCUGGCCGUCCUCGGCAGCAACCCCAACCCCUCCGCUGAUGAUAUCAGAUCCAUCCUUGAAUCAGUGGGAGCGGAGGCAGAGGAUAAGAGGAUCAACCACUUCCUCGCAGAAGUCAAGGGCAAGGACAUAACGGAAGUCAUCACUGCCGGCCGGGAGAAGUUCGCUUCUGUGCCCUCCGGUGGCUCUGUGGCUGCCAUCGGGGUCGCCGCCCCUGGUAGCGGCGGCGCGGGCGGCGCCCCAGCUGCAGAGGAGCCUAAGAAGGAGGAGAAGGUGGAGGAGAAGGAGGAAUCUGACGAGGUUUGGAAUCUUCAACCCAGCAGUCGUGUAUGAUCACCUGGGAGAAAUUUAUUCAGCACUUAUUCUGGGAAGCUUAGUGUUAUGCAUUUUGUUAUACUUGAAAGGUCAUUUGGCACCAUCUUCUUCGGAUUCUGGUUCAUUAGGGAACUUCAUAAUUGAUUUUUAUUGGGACAUGGAACUGUAUCCUCGUAUCGGCAAAAACUUUGACAUCAAGGUUUUUACAAACUGCCAAUUUGGUAUGAUGUCCUGGGCUGUUCUUGCCGUCACAUAUUGCAUCAAACAGAUAAAGGAAGAUGUUGAGGAGGUGCGGAUGGUGUGUGAUGCCAGGACUAUGGGAGAGACUUGGGAUGUUGUUGAGUUUUCCGCAUUAUAGUGAUUAAUAAACAUUGAGAAUGUAUUUUGAGUUCCA